AGGGUGGAGGAGCCCAGAGGGCUCCAGGGUCAGGGAAGGGCCUGAGGACCCCUUGAGGUCCUGAUCCGACCACCCCUGGGUGCUCAGCACCUGCAGAACCUUCUGGGUCUUGUGGCCGUUCCCCUCUACCACCCAUCCAAAGCCUUCCAUGAAUGACAAGAUUUUGCAUCAAAAAGUAUUUAAAAGAAGAAAAGAGGCGCAGUAGGAAGGGGGACUUGGAAAAUAUUACAGCUGUGGGGGCUUGUUCUUUUUGCUGUGGUAUUUAGAGACCUGCAGAGGUGAAAAAACUCUUGAAGACGUGCAAAUGAGAACGCUUUGAGUGGCCGGCGUGCAAAGCAAUGCUGUGCAUGGCUGCACGGCUUCCUGCCGCGCUGUGCGGAGCGGGUGAGGAGUCGAGGGGAUGCUCAGUGCUGUUUGCUCCCUGCCCAGCACAUGGGAACAGGGAGUCACCCAACCUCAGUGUCGCCUUGUCCCCGUGCUGCCCAUGUCCCUGCUGUGUCCUGGUUCCCAUCUGGGUGCUUCCAGACCCAUCUCUAAAGAUGUUUCCAAAUGCAACCUGGGCAGUGAAGCCAUCCGGCUGCAGAGCUGGCGGUGCGCAGCGCUUUCCCCUUAGUGAUACCAAAAGGGAAAGGGGAAAAAACAACAACCAAAAGAAAAAAAAGAAAGAAAUCCUGGCAGAUUCUGAGGCUGGGAAGGGGGAAGGACCACAUCUCCCAUUGCCUGGGUCCACUCCCUGUGCCCGUUCCUCGGUGGGUCUUCAAUAAUUCCAACGUGCCAAUGAGGUCGUUCCCCACCCAAUAAAUCCUGUGGUCCCGAAGGUCCACCUGAUGGUCAUUUUGAUUUUUCCCCUAAUUAAAGCAUCAUGUUGCUCGUCCCAUCAAAGAAACCAAUGCUGGAAGCAUUGCUGUGGACCUGCACCAGUUGAUGCCCUGGGAAGGCUCUUGGUGUUGCUUUGGGUUAUUUGUUUGGCUCCUGUGCUGCUGCCAAGCGCGUAGUGCAUGUGUUACAUCUUUGGGGUGAAUAUGGGUACAUUGGAUGUGAUUUAAUGCCUCCAGAGCUGUGCUGUGAGGCUCAUUGCCCCCAUCUGGAUGUGGGGUGCUGGCAGCAGGGGGAGGUCCCGGCUGAGCCCCUGUACUGGAGAGGGGGGAGGCAGGAAGGCACCUCGUGGCGGUGAUGUGGCCCUCUGCCAUCUUGUAUGCAACCAGAGCAGCGUGGUAAGGAGCAGCUUAGGAAGCCCUGUGAGAGCAGAAUUCACAACCAGCUGGAAAUUGUGAGUAAAAAGGGCCACCAAGAACCCAGGGAUGUGAUGUGGUUGGGACCUCUGCAGGCUGUGCCAAAGGGACCCAUGUGCCAGGAAUGGCAGCACACGGCGUUCACCUCUCAUUGUUAUCAUGGGGGGCUUUGCUGUCCCGUCCCCACACUGAGCAUCCCAUAGCUCCACUCUGCUUCUCCAGGAUGUCCUCUUGCUUUAGGGUUAAAGCUUCCACGGGCUGUGCAGCAACAGGAGCUGUGCAGCAACAGGAGCCACGCAUUUCUACGCUCCACUUGAGCGAUGCAGAAUUGCUGCUCCACCCCACCGAGAGCCCCAGCCUGGCAGUGCUGGAGAGCCGAGCACGGCCUCUAGAAGCAAAGGGGGGAAUCCUCCUCCCUGUGAGAUAUGGGUCCCAGGCUUGACUAGACUGGGAGUGGAGGGGAUGUGGGUGGCAGCAGGUGCUGGGGUGGCACACGGAGGGGUGACCUCCCCUGCGUGCCCAUUGCCAGGAGUUUCCAUGAUGCCAAUUCUGUCACCUUGGUGUCACCGCUGCGCUCUGAGCCCACAGGGACGUUUCCGGAGGCCAUCAACCCCCCAGUCAGAGCCACGGGGAGCCUUUGGGCAACAGACAAAGAGCACCAUGUUCCGUGUGGGCACUGGGAAAUCCCAGCUGUCGUUGGAGCUGUGGUUUUGCCUGCAAGCCCCCAGAGUUCUGCCGAAAUGAACCGAGAGCAAUGCUUUCCAAAUCUCUCCCUUUUCAGUACUGAUGUUGCAGCUUUUCAGCAACGCCAGCACUUGGCAGCAUGCUGGGAAGGCAGAGGUUGGGGCUUUCUGCAGGUGAGGUGUUGCAGAGGAUGUGCAAAGCGUCGGCUCGCCCCAGCGCUGAGCGUUUCCGCUGCGGCUCUGCCUGGCUUGGCGGGGACACGUGGAGCUGUGGCUGCCAUGAGGUGAUGGCAGCUCUGCAGCAGGAUGGCUUCAGCCAUCCGUGGCUUCUGGGUGACUUCAGUAUCCCGACAUCCGGGUGUAUCUUGGGCUUAAAACCUGCUUUUUCAUGGUCCUACACUGGGCGUUUCUGGGCAUGAAUCCUCAGCUGUUGGGUGUUUGUGAAUGGCUCUGUGCUGAUUCCUGCUUGGCCGGGAGCCACACGGGCUGCACUUCCAGCUCUGCUACAUCCCCAAAGGUCACCAUUUCCUCCUGCUAGUGACAGCACAGCGCUGGGGACAGCAGAUAUGCCUUAGUGUGGAGUGCCAGAGGUUGGCUGCAAUCCCUCGCGAGCUCAAAAAGGUGAGACUUGACCCCAUGACCCUCUAUUUUUACGCACACCAGAGCCCCGAUCCCAGUGUAGGAAGUGCUGCCCUCUCCCUGCCAUGCACCCCGCUGUCCCUGUGUCCCCAUGGGAUGGCAACCUCGUGAAGUUCCCAGCUGUGUCCCUCACCUCAGCCACCCCCCCAGGCACGCAGUGGCCGUGGCAGGAGGAAACCAUCCCUCCUUUUAUGUGCGAAGGCACGCUGGGCGGAAACGCUUGGAAAGGGCCCCGAAAGGACAUUCCAAGUCUGGCAGGAAAGCAGUCCUCUCGUCUGGCAGGAGACGGGCUAUUGUCUGUGCCGGUGACCGGAGGGAUUCCUUGAGCCCUGCUUGGAAGGAGAGAACCUGUGUGUGGUUUAUUUUUCCCCCUGCUCUCUCUCCUGGGGGUGCUCGCAGCUUGUGCCUGCGGUGCUUUCCCGCUGCUCUGUGCUGUGUGGUGUUUUCCCCUGUUGGAUUUUGUGUUUGGCUACGUUUGGUGCUUUUCCCCUGGCUUGCUGCGUGUGUGGGGAGGUGGAAGGGAAUCUAUGAACUGAUAUUUUUCUGUGUGGAAAAAGGAAAAGCAAAAAGCCGACGGCCUCUUGGCUUCGCUGGUGCGUUUGGUGAUGGGCAGAUGGAGCUGAUCCUAAAAGCCAGGCAACCCAACUCACUCCAUCAGCUGCUGGGAUGCUCUCCCGUGUCCCACUUUGUGGGAUCCCUCAGUGCUGCCAUCCCAUGGGGUGGAAUUGCCCUGGACUGAGGAGCAGGAACCCUCAGUUCUGAGCCUGGUGCAGCCUGCAGCGCAUCUCUGCUGGCGUUUUUCCUCCUUGCUGCUGUGCAGAGGAUGUCCAUGAGGAGCCCCGUUUCUCCCCACCUGGAGCUCGAUGGGGCGGGCAGCAUGGUGAACUGCAGCAUCAAGACGGAGGAGAAGAAGGAGAGUGGCUACGAGAGCCCACCGGGGGCUGCCCCCAGCACUGAGCCCCAUCCCAACGACCCCCCGGGACCACCACCAAGAGAGGGCACAGACCCCCAGGCAUUGCCACAGGAGUCCUGCUCACCCGCUGGUGAUGCGUUGGAGCCGCGGUGCUCAGCUUUCGAGCCGGCUGUCGGCAGCCAGGAGAAGCUGGACUUCAACAGAAACUUAAAAGAGGUGAUGCCAACCAUUGAGAAAUUACUCUCCAGCGACUGGAAGGAAAGGCUGCUGGGCCGAAAUGCUGCUGAGACCAAAGAAGUGAAGGGAACCCAGGAGAGCCUGGCAGAGAAAGAGCUCCAGCUGCUCGUCAUGAUCAACCAGCUGUCCACGCUGCGGGAUCAGCUCCUGACAGCCCACUCAGAGCAGAAGAACAUGGCUGCAAUGCUCUUUGAGAAGCAGCAGCAGCAGAUGGAGCUGGCGCGGCAGCAGCAGGAGCAGAUUGCGAAGCAGCAGCAGCAGCUCAUCCAGCAGCAGCACAAAAUCAACCUGCUGCAGCAACAGAUCCAGCAGGUCAACAUGCCCUACGUCAUGAUCCCUGCCUUCACCCCCAGCCAUCAGCCCCUUCCUGUGACCCAGGACCCCCAGAUAGCGCUGCCCAUCCAGCCCAUCCCCUGCAAGCCAGUGGAUUACCCCGUGCAGCUGCUGCACAGCCCUCCUCCUCCCACGUUAAAGAGACCCAGCGGCUCUGGCCACCUCCAGAUGCAGGAGACCUCGCAGCCGCUGAACUUGACGGCCAAACCCAAAGGCUCCGAGCUCCCCAGUGCCUCCAGCUCACCCAGUUUGAAGAUGAGCAGCUGCCAGUCCCUCACACCGAGCCAUGGGGCUGUGCGAGACCUGCAGAGCAGCCCGUCCAACCUGCCCUUGGGAUUCUUGGGCGAGGGCGAUGCCAUCACCAAAGCCAUCCAGGAUGCACGGCAGCUGCUGCACGGCCACAGCGGUGCCAUGGAGGGAGCACUGAGCCACCCUUACCGCAAGGACCACGUUGGCAUCGAUGCUUCCCCUGUGAAGGAGCGGAUGGAGGAGACACCCACACACCGCCUGGAUGAGACUCUGCUGAGCUGUGAGAUGGACGGAACGCGGCAUUUCCCCGAGUCCAGGAACAACAACCACAUCAAACGGCCCAUGAACGCCUUCAUGGUGUGGGCGAAGGAUGAGAGGAGGAAGAUUUUGCAGGCGUUCCCAGAUAUGCACAACUCCAGCAUCAGCAAGAUCCUGGGCUCCCGCUGGAAGUCGAUGACAAACCAGGAGAAGCAGCCUUACUACGAGGAACAAGCCCGACUGAGCCGACAGCACUUGGAGAAAUAUCCCGACUAUAAGUACAAACCCCGACCCAAACGCACGUGCAUCGUGGAGGGGAAACGGCUGCGCGUGGGGGAAUACAAAGCGCUGAUGAGGAACCGGCGGCAGGAUGCCCGGCAGGGCUAUUUGAUAGGUCCCCAAGGCAGCCAGCUGCCCCCCGGCUCCUCGGAUGUGCUGUACCCUCGGCCGGUGGGCAUGCAGCUGCCGUCCCCGCUGAUGGAGCAUUACCUGCCCCGUGGCGUGGAUCCCAGCAUGCCCGUCAUCGUCAGCGCUCGUAGCCUGAAGGAAGGUGACGGCGGAGGGGACGAUGGGCACUCGGUGGCGGAUGGUGAGAUGUAUCGCUACAGCGAGGAGGAGGACUCGGAGGGAGAGGAGAAGAGCGAUGGAGAGCUGGUGGUGCUGACAGACUGAAGGGCCGGGCGGGGGGGCAGCGGGGCUGGCUGGCACCAGGCGCUGGUGACCCCCGAUGCGGUGCGGGCAAAGAGCCAGCAGCCACAGGGAUGAGAUGAGAUGAGUGGGUGAUGGUGGGGGGUUUGGGUACGUGGCGGUGCCGUUGCUGCUGUAGGGAAUGGGGCUCUGCAGCUUGGCUGAGAGCUGAUGGCUCAGGAACCCUGCAGCCCCCAGUAAGGACCUGGGGGAAAUGGGAUAUGGGAAUCUUCCAGCUCUCUAUUCCCUACCUAUGCCACCUGCUGAUGCCUGGCCAUGGGGGCAUCCGUAAGCUCUGCUCAGCCCAGCCCUCCCCACUCCACUGCAGUUCCCCCUUGCAGCCUGCCAGUGAAUUCCCAUGGAGCCUUUUUUUAGCUCUUGCCUGACCCGAGUGCAAGCCGAGGGCACUGAGGAGCCCUUUAUGCUCCCGAUGCUCUGUCCCACUUUGUAAAUAAAGCGGGUGCUGUUCCCUGGCUGUGCCCCAGCCCUCGGGCAGCCCUGGUGCACAGCACUGCUGUGGGUCCAUGCAUCCCCAGGUGCUCACAGCUCUGCGAGCGCAAGGCUUCACCUCUGUGCAUCAUGGAAACAGCA
Lagopus leucura (white-tailed ptarmigan) is the source of this 5822-nucleotide messenger RNA. It is a transcript of the gene SOX13, whose product is annotated as SRY-box transcription factor 13. The record is from RefSeq and is a predicted model, not a curated record. Gene Ontology annotation, molecular function: DNA-binding transcription factor activity, RNA polymerase II-specific; RNA polymerase II cis-regulatory region sequence-specific DNA binding. Gene Ontology annotation, cellular component: nucleus. Lineage: Eukaryota; Metazoa; Chordata; Aves; Galliformes; Phasianidae. Bases 3378 to 5216 code for a protein of 612 amino acids. Gene Ontology annotation, biological process: regulation of transcription by RNA polymerase II; cell fate commitment. The transcript is spliced from 14 exons.